GUCGGAAGUCGUCUCUCGUCAGUCUUCAAUCGUUUGUUUCAUUCUUUGCGGCUCGUCGUCAAAAACCUCUCUUUCUUCUUCGCACUCGCAGUUUUGGAAGUUGGACAGCACGAUGAGAGACUCGGGUGAAAUGGAAGCCACAGCGCCUCACGUUGCUGCGUCACAAAGGCGAGUUGUCUUUGAUCAUGUCCACGAUCGGGGGGAUGACGAGUUGGAGGAAAGCCAAGCCAUGAUGGUGCGUCGCGGAACGCCCCAUCCAAGCAAGCGAUUCAAAGGCCCCGAAAAUGACGAAGGAGCCUCGAUUUUUGAUGGAGCUGCGGUGCUUCCUCCACCACAGUUCGGUACAGAGGAGACAGCUCAUGGGGGUGACCACCACGACAAAGACGACCGAAACCAAACGGUCGACUUUGACAACGACGGCGUCGAGGAGGAGGAUGAAGAAGAGGGAAACGCCACUGGCAACCACUACCGUGGAGAACAGAAAGAACGUGAGAGCCGCGAGGAGGAAAAUCAAGACGAAAACGUUGACAACGAGGAGGAGCAUGAUCAACCCACCGAAGAGGAGAAGGAGGCAGAGGAGCAGUGGAAUGCGUUCGUCGCACAGAAGAAGUCGGAAGGGUCCGUGCCGUACAAUCUCCAGCAAUUCUUGAACGGGCAGCAACGCUGGGCCGACGCCACUCAACGAUUGCGGGCCGCGCACCAGACAUUUGAAGGCAAGAUGGGAUCCAAGAUCCAUGAAUUUCUUGAAUGGGUCGAAGGCGAAUACAAAAGCAAGCAGGGCAAACUCGAACGCCUUUCAGACAAAACAAAGAAACAACUGAUUCACAAUCACAAGCAACGAACCGAGCUUACCAAUGCGAUGCACAGGGCUGAUGACGAUUGGCACAACACACGCGAAAAUUUGUUGGCCCGUAUUCAUGGUAUCCCAGCUCCUGUAGAAGAUGAAGCAGACGCAGAGACCCAGGAGAAGGUGUCUCAGGACGAAGACGAGCAUCAACCCGAUAACGAAGACAGUUCUACGAGCAACGGUACAGGUACAAACGACGAUGGCGAGAUUACGAAAGAAAUGAUCGUCGAGCCGCAUGAAGAGCGUGCAGAUUUGUGCCGUCGCUACGAGGAAGCAGUCACUCGCAUGACUGAAAUCCAAGAAAAGUUCUUGAAGGUCCUCGAAGAAUCUCGGGACGAGUUGGUCCAAAAGGUUGAACACUUGCUGCAGAUGGUCGAAGAAAUCCACCAGAAGCAAGCAACUGAGAUUGCCGAGACGGAAUCUCACAUUCAAAAGACGAUGGUGGACAACCACCUUCUGACCGAAGAGAUGGAAAAGCACGCGAAGGAGGAAAGCCAACGUCGGCAAGCGUUCUUUUCCAGCAGAUUGGAGAUGUUUACUUCCAGUGUCAAGAACGCCACGGCCACUAAAGUAGGUGUUGAAGCAACGCUUUAGCCAAGCUCAUCGAUUCGAUCAGCUCCAGCGCAUCGCCACUCAGUGAUCGGGGGUGUGCUUGUGUGUUUGUGGCUGCUUGUGCGAUGGUUUCUGUUUCGUUCAGAGUGUCUUCCUUUUUUCUCGACGGUGACGACACCCGGUGCCUGCGGCCGCAGGUAACAAUGGAGCAACGGGACGAAAGCGAUCGCGGGUUGUCAGGCCUCGACCAUACAGACUUGGAUGCGGCCUUAGAGAAACAUGUAAAAUCAUUGCUAAAAAACAAGCCGCCUAUCAUGGUCGUUUGUGUCGUUCCAAAAACUAAUCCGAUGAGCGGAGAGCCAACC
Molecule: messenger RNA, 1764 nt
Organism: Seminavis robusta
Lineage: Eukaryota; Bacillariophyta; Bacillariophyceae; Naviculales; Naviculaceae
Source: the annotation of a GenBank genome assembly